Molecule: messenger RNA, 504 nt
Organism: Solanum stenotomum
Lineage: Eukaryota; Viridiplantae; Streptophyta; Magnoliopsida; Solanales; Solanaceae
Product: DNA repair protein XRCC2 homolog
Exons: 2
Coding region: 54-473 (139 amino acids)
Biological process (GO): double-strand break repair via homologous recombination
Cellular component (GO): Rad51B-Rad51C-Rad51D-XRCC2 complex; replication fork
Source: RefSeq, a predicted model, not a curated record
GUUCACUGUCCCCUCUUCCGUUUUCAGCUCCGAGCAACUGAGGAAGAGUAGAAAUGGCGUCGUCGGCGAGAGAAUGGAUUGAAGCAGACGAAACGGCGAAGCAAUUUCUCACUAGGGUUUUCUCAAAGCGGCCUUUUCUACCAUUACCUCUACCACUUCAUCGCAUUCCUCUCCGUCCCGGCAAUGUUGUAGAAAUCGUCGGUCCUUCUCCUUCUUCAAAAACUCGCAUUCUUAUGCAGGCUGCUAUUAAUUGUAUUUUGCCUAAGGAGUGGAAGGGUGUAAACUAUGGAGGCUUGGAGCAAUUAGUUAUGUUUGUUGACCUGGAUUGUCGUUUUGAUUUGUUAAGCCUUUCACAAUUUCUGAAGCAGCGGAUCAUUCGAGCUAAUGGUAGAUAUUUAUUCUUGAGCUUGUUUAUUUUGUAUUUUGGAAUUUCAUGUUGUUUAGAAUAUGGAGGCUCUAAUUUUAUAGUUUAGUCAAUUGCUGGAAAUUUAUGACUAAUUUGUG